AGGGGAAGGGAGGGAGUGAGUGUUGUGUGUACAGCGAAAAGCGAAUGAAGGGUGAAGUAAAGUGCCAUUUUUAACAUGAACCCGUGAUUAAGAAAAUACUUUUACCUUCUUGGCCAUUUGUUGAAGAUUUCUAAUGUGAACGUUUAUCGAUGGACAUGCAUAGGCUGAAAAAUGGAGCUGAUAAGAAAGAGGGUGAUGCUGUGUCUCAAACUUCCUCUCAUCAGAGGAGAAAAAAGAAUGGUGAUAGAUCCAAGCAAUCCAGUGGAUAUCUUCAAGAAUGGGUUCAUCAGUCUCGAUCAUUUGUGACUGCUCCGCAUUAUGAUCCGCAGUACAGUCAGCUUGUUGGUCCUUAUUGGGAAGUUGCUAGCUCUCCAAGAAUGUUUGCUGCAUUCUCAGACCCCACUGUAUGUCGUUACUCUGUCCCCACUGCUCCUCCACCACCUUUAACUUAUUCAUAUGAACCGGUCUCCCUUCCUAUUUAUCAACCAGCUUAUCAGCCACCUGUAGCCCCAAGCCCAGUUGGCACUUGGCGUUCCCCUCAGCAUGUGCCCAGUCGAGGAACCUUGAAAUCUGACCGACCAAAGCAGUCUGGUAGAUCAAAUGCCCACACUUCAUCCAAACAAUCUAAUAGAAAUUCCUCUUCAAGACACAAUUUAUCCAACAGCCCUUUAUUACAGCAUCAAAACAUGCAAGGUGCUGCAACCCAAGAUGAGUACCUCAGUUUGCCACCUGGAACUCAACAGGGCUGUGACCUUGAUGACACUCAUCGGCGAUUCAGUGACCCAGGACUCGCUCGCUCUGAACCCGAUUCAACUCCUCCUAAUAAUAUCAACAACAACAAUAACAACAGCAACAACAACCACCACCACCAUCAUCUUGAUGAAGAAAAUGAAAGUGGAGAGUGGUCACAUGACAGUGGUAGUUCAUCUGCCAAAAGUAUAAAUUAUGAAAACAUAGCAUUAUCUGAACAGCUCAACCUUUUGAAGGCGGAGAAUAAAAGACUUGCACUGGAAUUGCGUGACACACGAGCUGAGUUACACAAGCUGAAACUGCAAGCAGCAGCAUGGGCUAAUCCCAUUCAGCAGGACUAUCAGCCUGGAAUGAUAUCAGAUUUGGUUAGAGAAAUACGGGAUGCUGCUCAACUCCGAGAGGAGACAUUGAUCUCUCGACUCCGCCUCAUGAUGGCUGAUGGAGGAGUUCUUCGUCUCACACAUGAAAAAGAGAGUCCGGGUUCCAAUCACAGCCGAGACUCCAGCACAACCCAACAAGAUUCUGCAUUCUCAGAUGAUCUUCGUGAUUCUGAAAGGAUUUCGCGGCUGGAGAGACAGCUCAACAACCUACAGUUGCAGAGCGGCAGUGAGGCGUCUCGACGCGAGGAGCAGCUCCAACGCGAACUCCUCGAGGCGCAGGCAGCACGCAAGAUGGCCGAGGGCAACGUCAACAAGCUGGAGAAGCUGAUGAACAUGAUGAGGAAGAAGAUGAACGGUGUGACGGCGAGCCCGGAGCGGGACGCCGACCAGGUCCUCUGCGAAUCUCCUCCCGAGAGCCCCGCGGCCAGCGCCACCAGUCCCAGUGUGACGACGACCUUGUCGACGAUCCCAACGAUUGCCCCGACCACGGCCCCGACCACGGCCCCGACCACGGCCUUGACGACGGCGCCGAGCUCCCUCGAGUCCCUCACGUCGGCCUGCUCGUCCAACCACGGUGCCCAUUCGAUGUGCACCUCAAGCGUCCCCUUGACGGGACCUGUCACAGACCUUUGACAGCGACCGGGGGCGCAGUGCAGGGCCUGGAGCGCCUGGGGCGCGGACCCGGGCCCGGCCUCGAACUUCCUUCACGUUCCAAGGCACUCGACCUACGCGCCCACCUCUACCGUGUUGCCGUCGUCUUUGCCGGCCACGGAGGGAGCUAUGUUCACCCCGGCCCCAAGUGUCUCCUGCAUCUGCAUCCUCAGGAAGUUGUUGGUCAAAGCUAUGGUAACGGUCAUAGCGGAAAUGAUGAAUCUCUGAGGGUCGACCCUGCCCCGACCUUGCCCUUAAAACAAAGAGUGGCCUCUUAAACUCUUGUCUCAAGUAAAUCGCCCAGUAGUCUGAACAUACUCUGGGUACUUUCAUUUUAUACUUAGGUGACUGAAUGACGGCAUGAAGGGUAGUUAAAUGACGGCCUCUGUCAAUGAAUUGUUCAUAUGAUCUUAGAAAAUUGCCAACCAAGGUUUGUACCAGAUUGUGCACGAGUGAGCUUUUCAUGUGUGUAUCACUGUUGAAGUUACUGUUACACUCAUGCAUUAUGACCACUUCACUUCACGGGUGAAACUGCUCAAUUCUGAAUGAAGUGUGUGAAUUGUGCUUCAUCAACACACUUUGUCAAUCUUACUCCCUCCCUCCCUCUAAUUAUUAUCUGCACAGUGGUGGGACCAAUGUCAAACUGUUAUUUAUGUGUUUGACUGAGAUGUGCAUAAGCUGAAACACAUUGGCUGUCGAGUGUUGUCACUUUACAACCAAUGAGUUACCAGGUUACCAUUUUACAUCAAAAUUUAGGCUGGCCUGGAAUUACUCAGCUAUCAGAAAUUAGUAUGUGAAAAUAUAGUCCGUCCCAAUUUGGUCUGAUCUAAUUUUGUAACCUUUUAUCUUUCUUUCUUGUGGCAAUAGAAAUUUUUUAAUCAUGAUGGUCUUAAAUAUUUUAAAUUUUGUAAUUCAAUGAACAAUUGUUAGGUGCCUUUUAUCUGCCAUAUACUGACUUGUUUGCAAAGUGCCUUAUUAUGUUAUAAAGAAACACUAAAGAACUAUACUUUUUCACUAGAUUGGCCCUCCUGGUGGGUGAUAGCAAAGUUCCAAAGUUCCUUUGCGCUGUGGGCUCUAUGUAUGUUUUUUUUUCUUUGCUGAGUACUAUUUGAUCAUAUUUUAUUCAAUCUUUUCUGUAAUGUAAUUUGCCAUACCAUAAAAUAACCAAUUGUUUCUGGAAGAUCAUUUUCAAGUGGUUUGUCAUAUCACAUUGAACUUAUUUCAUUUCUAUGAACAACUUACCAAUGAUUUUCCACCUGUGUAGGAGUUAUUUUUAAUUCUGAAAAUGUUAUCUUAGGCACUUUCUAUCAAAAUGAUAUUGUUUUCCUGAGUAAAGAUUGCCUCUUUCUGUGAUUUACUAUAUCUUUGUAAGGAAUUUUUAUUGUUGUGCUCUAUUGUUAGUCAUGUUAAGCCAUUACUUUAGUGUUGGUUUGUUUUAUCAUUCUUGCAAUGGUUUCUUGCUAACUGUAAUGAGUUUGCACGUUCUUCUUUUAUGUCAAUUAGCCUUGUCACCUCUUUUAAAAAGUGAACUGAUUCUUCAAAUGCCUUUCUACUGGAAAUUAUUCUUGAAUCUGAAUGUUGGUAUACAGUAUGAAGAGCCAAAGCUCAUGUUCUGAGUUAGUUUCAAUCUGUCUUGUGAUAAUAUUAUUUUGAAGUGAAUUGUAAUCUUGUUAGCUUCAUUGGCUGUAAAAGCUUUUUUUUUUUAGAAAGCAUUCCUUUUCCCUAUUGUUUUUUUUUUUUUAAUCCUUUUGUUGCGUUGGGCAAGGCAAAAAAACCUGACUUGUGGAAUGCUUAUUUCAAUCCAGUGGCAUGUUCAAACAUCGAACCAUAACAACCUAGUCUUUAAGGCUUUUUGUUUUUCUAAUCAAGUUACCGUUGAGAUCAAUGGUUCUUUGAAAAAGUGGCACAUUUUUGGUCAAACAACUCAUAAUCCCACUCCUACCCCUCUCCUUCUCCUUAAAAAAAAAAAACAAUAGAAAACAAAGCAAACAAACCAACUUGUAACUAUUUUAAAUGACUUGUUUAGAUUUUAUUUUGUUUGUAUAUUUGUUUAUUUAUUUCUUUGUGUUCAUAUAAAGCUUUAUGUGUGUAUGUUAGCUUAGCCAAAAACAAAUGCCAUUGAAUUCCAGUGAAAUUUGCUUUGUUAAAAUAAAUGAGAUCUAUUUUUUUUUAUCAUUUGUUUUUGCAUGUACUUUAGCUUGUAUACAAGAUCUCCCUCCUAUUUGGGAACAUGUAUUUUCUUUUGCAAUGCACGAAAGAUUGCCAGCAUCAAUGUGUGAAUAAUUGUAAUGGGCAUCAACCAUAAAAAUGAAGUGUUCUUAUUUUAAGUCUGUAUUUGCAAUCUCUUUGGAUAGACAGUAAGUGAUGCUGUUUUGAAUACCAUCAAAUCAAACAGUCCUUCUAGAUUCCUUAUUGCAUUGCUACACGGUUUUUUAUUAUUGUUGAACUGUUUUUCUGAGCAUGUCCCAUGACAAUAAGUGUUUGGAAUGGAUUUGACUGAAAUUGUAACUUCACUUAUAUCAGAAUCAAUCUGUGCUCUAAAGCUUUAUUCCAAAGACAUAUGUAUGGAACAGUGGUACAAAGUGUUGGUUAAUACUGUUGAAAGGUUCACUAUCUUCAACACCCACCAAUACAGCUCAAAGUCCACAAUACUUUUUCCUUAAAUGCAAGGUUGUUAUUCCAUUUUAAUAUAUUUUUGGGGUGAGUAAUUUAUAUUUGUUAGAGGUGUACACAUUUAAGGGAAAAAACAGGUUAUGACAACCUGAGAAUAUUGUACAUACACAUUUUAAGUACAAUAGUGCUUUGGAUAUAUAUUUUUUUCCUGAUGCCAGGGUUUUGGUCUUUGGGUUUUAGAAAGUGUGUUGCUGGUGUUCUCCAACAAUGAAACCGAAGGGUUGUGGUACAAUCUCAAUAUCCUUCAGUAAUUAUAGUCGCAUCAAAGAAGAUUGAUGCAAAGCAUUUUAAACGAUUAUGACUUUUUAAAUGCUUGUAACACAAUGUCAAUGCUUUUUGUAUGUAAAAUUUGGGUAUUGAUCAUCCCUUUAUUGAAUAAUCAGCUCAUGCACCCUCGUUUCUUUGUCACAAAUCCAAUGCAAUAAAUAUACUUAGUUUCAUUAAA
Thrips palmi is the source of this 4899-nucleotide messenger RNA. Its product is annotated as probable basic-leucine zipper transcription factor R. The record is from RefSeq and is a predicted model, not a curated record. The coding region runs from base 150 to 1763 and encodes 537 amino acids. NCBI's taxonomy places the organism in Eukaryota, Metazoa, Arthropoda, Insecta, Thysanoptera, Thripidae. The transcript has 11 exons.